CCCCCGUCAGCGCCCGCCUGCCCGAGGUGGGGCGCGCUGGGUAGUGGGGGCGUGUCGACACGGCGCUGCGGGGGACGAGAGCGAGCUGACAUGGGUCGCACACUCGUGGAACUCUUUUACGACGUGGUGUCGCCUUACUCCUGGCUGGGGUUCGAGGUUCUCUGCCGAUACCAGCACAUAUGGAAUAUUGAUUUGCGCUUUCGUCCGGCUUUCCUUGGAGGCAUAAUGCAGUCAACUGGUAACAAGCCUCCAGCAAUGUUGCCAAAGCGUGCAGAAUACCUGCAGAAGGAUAUAAUAAGGAUGGCAAAAUAUUAUCAGGUGCCUUUAACAGUUUCAGAAGAUGUCUUCCAACGUAUCCUUGGUAAAAACAGUCUUGGAGCCAUGCGUUUUAUCACAGCCAUUGAUAUGACACAACCAAAGUACUUGGAACCCUUAUCUAGAGAGUUCUGGUUACGUUUUUGGUCACAGCAUGAAGAUAUCAGUCAGGUGGAGAGUAUUUUGGCUGUAGCAGAAAAGGCUGGGCUAUCCUCUGAGCUCACCCAGAAGCUACUUGAAAUGACUUCAUCCCCUGCAGUGAAGAAUCGUCUGAGGGAGACAACUGAGGAAGCGAUAAAAUAUGGGGCUUUUGGGAUGCCUGCUGUUGUGGCACAUGUUAAUGGAAAACCUCAUCUCUUUUUUGGCUCUGAUCGUUUGGAGCUGCUAGCCAGCAUUAUAGGUGAAAAAUGGCUGGGACCAGUUCCCUCAGCUCCAAGCCCAAAAAUGUGAAAAGUCUUGGGGAAAUACCUAAGAAUGAAAAGAUAACACUUACAUAUACGGUUGAUCUUUGGUAAUUAUGUAUCCAAUUUUAUAGAGAUGGCUUUCUCUUCCUUAACUGCUAACUCUACAGAUCAGUUUCAUUUCUAGUUAAGAAGUUUGAGAUUUACCAAUAUGAACAAUCUGAUCUGUUCUUUACAAAUACAAAUGUAUUGCUUUCAAAGAUUAAUGUUUAACAUUAAAGAUUUAGCUUCUUUCAGGUUAAACAUCAUCUUUUUCCAACUAAAAGUAUGAGGAUUAAAUUAUUAUGGGACUGAUAUCUUGAUGAUGCAGAGAGUUCUCAUAUCUUCCCACCUGUCAAACACACAUACAGAUGUGUUGGCCACAUUUGCCUUUUAAGUCCAAGAUACAACAAAGACGGAAGAGGCACAGGACAAGGCAUUCAUGCUUCCAUUCACCUUGCAGCACAGCAAUUGGUUAGACUAGUGGAAGACAGAGAGAGAAUUCAAGUCCAAAGCAAAAUCUGGGAAACAAGUCAAGUACUUCAGAAAUAACUGCUCCCUCAACUGGACGGUAUUUAUACCUGCACUCAUGUGACUGACACUGGAGAUCACCACACAUGCACAUUCAUAGUCACCAGCUCCAGCCCUUGCAAAAGUUUUUAAUUAAUGCCAAUUUUGCAGUAGCAUCCUUGGAAGACAGUGGUAAACAUGAUGUAAUCUCAGUUGGCAACCAAACUCAACUAUGUUUUGCUUCCUCAAGAAUGGCCUUGUUGCUGACUGUUCAACAGAGAUCUAGGAUGUGACUAUGAGGGACUUGGCAUUAUACAGUCUGCAGAGGUGAAGAUAUGCAAACAAUAAGAUAAAAAUCAAAACAUUUAAUUUGCCACUCCCUCUUCUGACUACAGUCCUUACAAUUUGCACACUAAAAUUGUUCGAAAACUUGGCCUUACAUUGGCUGAACUGGAAUGGCGUAUUUGAAUGUUUCCUCACUGCCUCUGAUGCAUCAGUGAAGGAAGCAGAAGGUCUAGCAGCAGCUGGAAUCUGUUUUUGUCUCUUAACGUUAAGGUAAAACACAUGCUCAGUCACGGAACAGCGAGUUCAGUGGAACAAAGCAGCAGAAAAAGACCAGUAUCCAUGUUCUUAUAGCUCUAAGUGUUUGUUUCCCCAUCAUCCACAAUUUUUCCUUCUUACAUCUCGUAUGCAUCUUCAGGAAAUCCAAACUCAAGUUUUUCCUUAUAACUCUUAUUGCCUAUGAUAACCACUAGUAAGUGAUCACAUCCUUUGCAAUUAUUUCAGUGAGGAUGCAUAUUGUUGUAACUCUGCGUACAUACUUUGAACAAAAUUUGCCUGUUUGUGAGCUAUCAACUAUUUGUGAAUAGCUGGAAGAAUUUUCUUCUCUUAAAGAUAAUGUCUCUUCUAUCCAGCUAUAUAUAUCUCAGUUCCUCAGAGCUUCACAUCUUCAUCACUUUCAAGGUAGUGUGAUGUUUAACUUGUCAAAAUAGAAAGGGUACCAGAAAAUGAGACAGAUUGUGAGACUACAGAGAGACUUUGAAAGAUACAGGCAAAAGUGGACUUUGAAUUCUAGGGAACAAGCCCAGAGCUGUGUUCUGCUUUGCUCUAUUAAACACCUCACCAGGAAAUUCAGUUGAACUUUGACAUCUAAGGCAAACCUGUGAAACUGCCAUGAAGGAGUAGGUACCACUAAGGCUAGGCUAAAAGCCAGCAAACAAAGAUAGAGAUAGGCACCAAGUCAGAAAAUAAGCAAAAGAAAGUGGCUCACUAAAAUAAUGAAACCACAGAAAGCAGAGAAUAUGUGCAGAGAAGAUUGGGUGGCAUCUGAGCAAAAGAAACAGCAAGGCAAGAACAAAAUAAAACCAAAUGUAGAUUAUUGCAGAUAGAGGUGUCUCAACAAGAAAAUGUUGUUCACUGUGGCAGUUCACUGUGUUGUUCACUGCAGGCAACCAAAAAAGGCAGUGCUUAUAUAUAUUAAACAGGCCAUAGAAAGUUGGCCAUAGAAAACCAUUUGGAGAAGAAGGAAUAAGAUUAAUUGUCUUCACUGUGAAGCUGUACAAUAUUUGUUGCACUCUUUCAAUAUGGGAAGAGAUAGCCCAGAAGCCUGCCUCUGCCUUGACUCACUGCUUUAUGAUACCUUUCCAUGGCAGUUACCUGUGCUUCUUACCCGGUGUGCACUGAAACAAUUCUGCAGCAUUGACUUUCACACACAGCAUUAAAUGGAGACCUGCA
Molecule: messenger RNA, 2999 nt
Organism: Phasianus colchicus (ring-necked pheasant)
Lineage: Eukaryota; Metazoa; Chordata; Aves; Galliformes; Phasianidae
Gene: GSTK1
Product: glutathione S-transferase kappa 1
Biological process (GO): glutathione metabolic process
Cellular component (GO): peroxisome; mitochondrion
Molecular function (GO): glutathione peroxidase activity; glutathione transferase activity
Source: RefSeq, a predicted model, not a curated record